AUGCCUGCUGCCAACCAAAGGCUACAGAAAAUGACCAAGUCCCAGAAACCAGUAUCAUUCAAGGACGUGGCUGUGGAUUUCACCCAGGAGGAGUGGCAGUAUCUGGACCCUCCCCAGAGGGACCUGUACAGGGAUGUGAUGCUGGAGAACUACAUCAACUUCAUCUCAGUGGGAUAUCAAACCCCCAAGCCAGCUGUGAUCCACAAGUUGGAACGAGGAGAAGAACCAUGGACGGUGGAGAGAGAAAUCCCAAAUUGUAGCUACCCAGGUGAGUUAGGUGAAGACGUGUCUAUAUGGAAGGAAAUGAAAUUAAUAUCACAGUUGGUCAAUCUUUGAAAAAUAUGCUUCAGGACUCUCUCCCUAAAGGAAAUA
Molecule: messenger RNA, 372 nt
Organism: Hipposideros armiger (great roundleaf bat)
Lineage: Eukaryota; Metazoa; Chordata; Mammalia; Chiroptera; Hipposideridae
Product: zinc finger protein 300-like
Exons: 3
Coding region: 1-336 (111 amino acids)
Biological process (GO): regulation of DNA-templated transcription
Source: RefSeq, a predicted model, not a curated record